AUGCACGAGGACGUGAUCGGCUUUCUGUCACGCUUGGUUCCUCGCAGGACUGCAACGCUAUACUUCAUCUUUUUCGUGAGCACGUUGCUUCUAUCGAUAGGGCUGCUGAAUGGCUCGGAAAAUCUGUUCCGGAGCUUCACGUCCUGCCGAGGUGAAGCUGAAUACAACAUCAGCGCAUUCACAGCGUUGGUGGUGUUGCAGUGCAUCUUGCUGUUGCCAAAGUCGGAUGAGUCGGCAGGUGAUCACGGGGAAACCAGCGGGGUGACGACGCGGUCGUUGCGCCGGAUGGACAGGGAUGGCGCCCAGUUUCCUUCCAAGAAUCUGGGCGACAAUUUGGAUUUCGCAAAUCGCAGCUGCUUCUCUAACGAGGGGUUCGUGAGCAUCAUAUGCGAGAAGUUCAGCCCCCGAACCCCUCCCCUAACAUCGUCCCGAGUGGCCGGGGGCCCGGGAUCCAAACGUUCCUUGACCUCCUGCGGCACCAAUGAUAAGAAUGACCGAUCCACCACCCUAGAUAGGCGGAUGUGCAAAUCCGUCCCCGCUUACGAGGAACAAACGUCGAUGGACGACAGAGCGCACGCGGACAAUGCAGGUGACGCUUCGACGAACGAGGCCAGUGACGCCGACAAGGAUCAUGAUGAGAUACCCUCGGAUGAGAAUGACGACGUAGCCCCCAAUCCUUGCGCUGCCUGGAUGUACAGCUGUUCUAUAUGCUGGAACUCGCUAUGGAUGUCCUUGUACCAUUUCGUGAGUUUCAUGGGCAUCCACGCGACGCUGCUUGCUUCGCGCAUUCACGGGACGAUCGAGUUGAACAAGCACGCGCUGGAGACGUGCGUCCACCUGCGCGACAAGUUCCCGCUGCACAUGUGGUCGCCUAGGCUCGGGUACCAGCUCAUCAGCGAGUCCACUUUUUUCCUGACCUACAUGUCCUGCACGAGCCUUGAGCUCGUGAUUCGCAAGUACGACGACGCGUCGUACCUGAAGAAUUUUUUCACGGGGCACUUUUUGAAGGAGCGCAGAUGCCUAGGCAUAAUGAGGAUUUUGCUGCAGGCUGUGAUAUUCCUGUACGCCUUCGUGGUGAUCCUCGCCAGCAUUUUCACCGGGUACGGGUCACCCAUGCAGAUAUUGUGUGGCUUCUCGAUGGGCAUGCUGAUGCUCUGGAUAAAUUCGCUGCUGACGCAGUUGUUGCAGCUCAGCGACAUGUCGAAGUCCACUUUGGACUUCAACUGGCUGUGGUCACUGCUGAGCCUGCUCAACUUCUGGAUAUGCGGAGUCCUCUUCUACGUGUCGGUGUACGGGAUUCCGCUGUCCGCGCCGUACAUUUACCUCCAGGUGGCGUCGUGGAUUCCGCUGCUGAUACUCACCACCCGCAAAGGCAAGCAGAUUUUCAUGUGGCAGGACAUUUCCAGCGCCCUGUAUACAUUCAAUUAG
Molecule: messenger RNA, 1428 nt
Organism: Babesia bigemina
Lineage: Eukaryota; Apicomplexa; Aconoidasida; Piroplasmida; Babesiidae
Exons: 2
Coding region: 1-1428 (475 amino acids)
Source: RefSeq, a predicted model, not a curated record